This is a messenger RNA of Sapajus apella (tufted capuchin), 554 nucleotides long. RefSeq names its product synaptonemal complex central element protein 3 (gene SYCE3). The transcript has 3 exons. Bases 154 to 420 code for a protein of 88 amino acids. The record is from RefSeq and is a predicted model, not a curated record. Gene Ontology annotation, cellular component: central element. Lineage: Eukaryota; Metazoa; Chordata; Mammalia; Primates; Cebidae. Gene Ontology annotation, biological process: spermatogenesis; synaptonemal complex assembly; reciprocal meiotic recombination.
AAUGAGAGCGAGGGGCCACUUCCGGGGCGGGGCUGCUAACGGAAGGGGCGGGGCAUCGCUCCCGAGGCGCGGCCUUGUUCCUCAGGCGGCCGCUGGGGGCGCCAGAGCGGGACCGGAGCGCGCGCCGAGCAGGAGCUUCUGUGCAUUCCCUAAAUGGCUGAUGCUGACCCUGAGGAAAAAACCUACAACAACAUGCUGAAAAUGCUCUCAGAUCUGAAUAAGGACUUGGAAAAACUAUUGGAAGAGAUGGAGAAAAUCUCAGUGCAGGCAACCUGGAUGGCCUAUGACAUGGUUGUGAUGCGCACCAACCCUACGCUAGCCGAUUCCAUGCGCCGGCUGGAGGAUGCAUUCCUCAACUGCAAGGAGGAGAUGGAGAAGAAUUGGCAAGAGCUGCUCCAUGAGACCAAGCAAAGGCCAUAGGCCCCACUGGCCCACCACAGUUGCCAUGCCACCAUCUGCCUGUGUGACAAGGUCACUGGGGGGUGGAGCUGGUGCCCACAUGAACAGCUGUAUGCACUGUACUUGUUUCUUAAUAAACUUAUUUUUAAGCACAA